Messenger RNA from Osmia bicornis bicornis, 3612 nucleotides. RefSeq lists its product as uncharacterized. NCBI's taxonomy places the organism in Eukaryota, Metazoa, Arthropoda, Insecta, Hymenoptera, Megachilidae. The coding region runs from base 2003 to 3490 and encodes 495 amino acids. The transcript has 2 exons. The record is from RefSeq and is a predicted model, not a curated record.
GUCAAAGAUAAGAUUAACGCUCUAAAGGAUGUUUAUGUUAAAGUAUGAAUGAUCGUUCUAGGAAUUAAGGAUGUUAGUUUAAGAUUAAGAUAUUUAGUUAACGCGUCGAUACCACUUCCAAUUAGUAAGCUGUUAUCGACACGCGAGUCAUAAAUCUGUUAUGACUAAAUAGCGAUAAGAUAGAACUGACUAAGAAACGCUGACGAAUACAUUCCUCUCCCAGAUCAGAGAGCCCUUUGUUCUAAAAGAUAUAAAAGAGCCACGAGACCUAGGCUCUUUGUCAUUCAACGGAUCCGCUCCGCUCUGAAUCGUCCCGGCACGUUCGUUGUCGACAAAUUCCUGCGGCAACGAAUAUUCCGGACGUCACAUAGUCCGCGACUUAUACUACAACCCUCAGCGGUUCUUAACUCAGUGUUAAAUAUAAAGAUUAUUGUGAAGUAUAGAAAGGAGUAUUAAUAUAAUAAAUAUAUUAUUCUUUUAAUUUAAACCUAAAGUGUUUAUUCAAUUACGAAGCAUUACGUUCGCUCACCUUAACGGUUCGCGAGUCAUACAUAUUAAAUACGAUACACGUUAAUACGCGAGUGAUCCACGAGCACAGUUCCUGCUGAGACGACCAUCCACGGGUUCCCCAGGUAGAUCCAGACGUCACGCACUGGUUGACCUAAAAAGAUUGUGAUUAUUAGCUUACGGAACGGAGAAGCGCUGUUCCGCUGUCCAGUAGCGAGAGCCGGGCCGUAACAAAUUGGUGGCAGCGGUGGGAUUUCCACAAUCACCGUGAUCAGGUACCGUCUACAAAAGGACACUCAUCGAGACACUCGUAAGUAAAGGUUUUUGUAAAGAAUUAUCUGUUCGGAUCCAAGGAACGUUGUAAUUUACGACCGUGUUUACGUAAACCGUGUCAUCACCGAUCGGGUCGAAAAUAUUUUCACCGUCGAUUUACAAUCGUGUUUACGCGUCGAAAGAUAUUAUUCACCGUCGGUUUACAACCUUGUUUUCGCCAAGCGGUAGAUCAGGGCCUAGCUGACGCAUCAGCGGGUGAGUCAUACACCACCACGCUACGGUCAACGCUAGCCGCAUCCCUACUACGCGCUACCCCUUCUACGCGCUAUCCCUACUCCGCGUAGUCCCCACUCCGCGUCGAACGCCAGACGAGCCUAGACAGCGCUACGAGACUCGUCAGUCUACGAGCAACCGCCGGAGCGAGCAACACGCGAAAGAUACGCGCAAAGUAUCGAACGGAUAUUAAAGUAUCGAAAGUGUUAUUCAACAAGUGCUUAGAAUCAGUUAAAGUGCUAUUCAAAGAAAUUACAAGUACGGUAUUGCUUUCCUCAAAGUUCAUUAAUAAUUAUUCAAAUAAUAAAUUCAUUUUCAAUCACUUAGUGGGCCGUGUCAAUUACCCGGAGCGCUUAGACUCGCGCGCAGAAUCUGCGAGAGUUAAAAAAGCAGCCAAGAAGCGUACGCGUGGCUGUAGAGCUGGCCGCCGUGUCCAGGCACAAAAGCGCAAACGUGAGCGACAACUAGCGCAGAAUAUUGCUGAUUUGGCUACCGAAGGAAACACUGCAGCUACUUUAGCGCUAAUUUCCACCUCGGGACGCUGGACGCAAAGCCCUGCAGCUGUAAAAGCCACUGAACGCGAAUUUAAGACCGAGACAGCGCCGAUCGACAGUCUGCCAUCGCCGUGUUAUUCGCCAUCACCAGAGUUCGAAUUUAAAUACGAACCACCUUCAGUAGAGACAUUAAGUUUAUGUAUUAGUGAGAUAAAAGCGGAAAUAGCUUCGCCUCCUCCAGACAUAGAAUCUAUUGAUCUCGAAAAUUCGCGAAAAGUGUUUAACCACCGGGAAAUACCCGACGAAUUGUUAUUAAAAUACGCUCGCGAGAAAAUCGACGAUCCGUACGUCAUACCAACCAGCAUUUGGGAAUGGUGCGAAUUCAGAUUUAACUACCAAUAAAAAGUGAGUACAAAUUUAAAGGUUUAUAUUAUUAUUUGAUUAAACCCAUCAAAAUGCCUAACCGUGAAACACGUUCAACGCGACAAACAGACGCAGCUACGCGCGAAAACGAACUUCUCGCGUACGAACAGAGUCUAACGGAACGCGAACGUCACGUUAGGGAAACCGAGCGUCGCAUCGAAGCCGAACGACUCGAAGUAAUUAACGCGCAAAAAGAAAAAGAAAAUUUACGCGCAGAAUUAGAAAAAUUACGCCGCGAAAUGCAGGAAGCAACCGCGCAAAAUCCGGAACGUGUUCCGACGGCAACUACAAUGCCGCUGUCAGAUUCACCGCGACGCGAAUCCGCGGAAUCAUCUGACUUUACUCUCAAAGAAGCCGUCAAUACGAUACCGAUCUUUGACGGACAUAAUAUAUCAGUGUUACAAUUCUGUAGAGCGUGCCGACGCGCAAAAGAGAUCGUGCCGCCGCGAGUCGAACGUACACUCGCGCGUUUAAUUUUAACACGAUUACGAGGACGCGCCGCGCUCGCGAUUGAAGACGAGUUUUGCGAAACCGUCACCGCGGUUUGUAACCGUUUAAAAGAUAUUUUUCAACCUAGCCACACUAUAAAUCAUUUUCGCGGAGAAAUAGCGAACAUAUUUAUGAAGCCGAACGAGCAUAUACUCGAUUUCAUCGGCCGCGUCAAGGAUCUUCGCGAGGCAAUGCUAGACUGCAAUCGACAGUCACCGAAUAUCGCGGAAAUCGACGAUCUCACUGUCGACAGCUUUAUUAACGGUUUAAACCCGACUCUGCGAACAGAAGUACGCCCGUUUAGAAAUGCACCGUUAUUACACGUUUUCGACGAGGCUAUUCGCGCAUACAAGCAAUCGGAGCUUGAUCAAACGCGAUACGGAAAAACGACAGCAGAUACACGUCGCGUAAAAUUCGCGAACACGUACGAGACACGCGAUGCUCGUAGUCCGUCGCCGUAUCGUUCGUAUUCACCGCAAAAUACAUGGAGACGUUCUCCAACACGCGAUUACCGUCGGUAUGAAUCACCCGAGCCGGUACGCUACAAUGCAGAACCGCGAUAUAAUUCGUAUCGCGACGAAAAUAGAUACGCACCGCGUAGAGAUUCCUAUCGCGAGGGAAAUAGAUACCGCGAAACGGAAUACUGCGAGACGGAAAGACAGGCUCCACGGAGAAAUGAGCCUCGCGUUACGUCACCAUCUCGCUACGUGCCGCCGUUCAGGCGCGAGCAAAGUCCGCAGCCGACGCGCGCGUACGAGACAAGGGAUUCGCGAAAUAACGUAACCACGAAGAAAUCGUGUUCAUAUUGUCAGAGAAUAGGACACGACGUACACGAAUGUAAAAAACGAGCAUUCGUCGAAAACGACUACAAGCGAAACGAUAAAUACGCGAAUAAUAAUAAUUCAAAAGUUAAUAAAAUAUCUAAUUCGGGAAACGGUCAAAGCCUCGCGCCAGUACAGGAUCGGCUGCGAGAGGUAAACCUAAGCCCGAUCCACACAAUUUCCAACGCGACCGAAACGAAAAAUCUCUAAAAAUUUCCUCCGUAGGAAAAGUAGAUAGUUCGGUACCGCGUGUUUCGCUAGCCGCGCCAGAAUUAAAAACCGAAAGCGUUUUUAUGAUAGACUCCGGUGCAGAACCGAAUGUUAUUAAAACC